Pestalotiopsis fici W106-1 is the source of this 540-nucleotide messenger RNA. RefSeq lists its product as uncharacterized. The record is from RefSeq and is a predicted model, not a curated record. The transcript has 2 exons. Bases 1 to 540 code for a protein of 179 amino acids. NCBI's taxonomy places the organism in Eukaryota, Fungi, Ascomycota, Sordariomycetes, Amphisphaeriales, Sporocadaceae.
AUGCCGCGCAACAAGAAGGGAGCCAAGGCCAAGGCCAUCACCGUGGAGCCCAAGAACCCUCCAAAGAAACCCAAGGUUGUUGAGGAGUGGGAGGCAUACUUCAAGAAGGGUGAUCUCCAGGACUGGUUGCGCUUCAUGGGAGAUUUGGGUUUGCGUCAAGAUUAUAGCAGCAUCACAAAGUGUCGCAAGGCUUUGAAGAAUGUCUGGGUCAAUAUCCACGAUUUCCUCCAUGCUGUCAAGAACAAUCAAAAGCCCCGCCGCUUCGCGUCCCAGCACGAGCUCGCCCGCUAUACUCUGGAUAGCCGCAAGACGUACCCCAAGAAGAACAUUCCCCAGGGCAGCCCCCUGCGCCGCCUGCUCGCUCACAUUCACCAGCCGAGCAUUGGAGAGAAGCGGCUGUCCAAGCAAGAGCAGCAGCACGAGUACCAGAAACAGCUGGCCCAUGCCCUCGCCAUUGUAGAGAAGGAGCACAGAUUGAAGGGAGCGUACACGCCGGAAUCCGAUGAGGAGUCGCUUUACCUAUCGUCAAACGGAUUAUGA